CUUCGAUAUUCGCUGCUCUGUGUCUGAACGCUUUGGUAUUGCGUCACGUCUGGGGCGGCGACCACGUUUCCCUGGAGACAACUCUGGCCCAGCUUGCGCGGAGACUGCAUUUGGAUCAGUCUGUAGCGGAAAUCAUGGCCUGCCAGAGCGCAGAAAGCGUACAGCAAUACUGCCAGAGGUGUUGGGCUCAGGAACAGCAGUUAGAACAAGAGAUUAGGCAGCUGGAGGCACGGGCACAGCACUUACAACAGCAGCAGUUGUCGGAUCCACAAAACAUGCAGAUGUCAGGACAGAUAUCGACGGCCUUGGAACAGCUAAACAAAGAAUAUGAGGCGCGCCACCAGCAAUUGCAAGUGUUCCAAACAAGAGCAGUGCCAGUUCUGUCCCGCUUGCCCGUUCAGUCACGCGAAUUGGUAGACUACUUUUCCACUUCGAUGCAUGCACAUGUUGAUGGCUCUGCGCAACCCCAACACUUUGAACCUAGGACUUCUGCGUCGAUGGGCAGUGCGUCGCUCCACUGGGCUCUGCGUCUGUGUGUUGACACGAUUGUAAAUGUCUGUGGGAGCUCAGACCGCGCACGCCGCUUCAGUGCCGAAGUUCGACGUCUGGUGCUUGAUUUUCUGUGUGAGCAGCUUGCUCGGUCAGACGUCUGGAGCUUUUUCAAGACGUUAGACCUGCUCUCUCGCAUGUUCAGCAACCGAGAGCAUGGGAAUACCUGGCCUCGCAAGAAGGACGCUGAUUACCUCAAGCUCGUUUCUCGUACCGGCCGAGUUGCCGAUGCGCUCAACCCCGAUGGGCACGCACGCUUUCAGCACCUCUUCGAACAAAUCGUGCAAGAGUAUGACGCGGAUUCCGGGAACGCUUUCAUGACAGAGGAAUGGCUCUCGACCGAAUUCCAUGAAAGGGCGGCAAAUUGA
Molecule: messenger RNA, 917 nt
Organism: Amoebophrya sp. A25
Lineage: Eukaryota; Dinophyceae; Syndiniales; Amoebophryaceae
Source: the annotation of a GenBank genome assembly